AUGCCCUAUCGCAAGGAAGGGUAUAUACGGUUCAACUCCGGCUCUAUUAAGCGCAGCAAUAUCUCAGGCCCCGUGCAGCUGAUCUCCACGACCGAUAUGUUAGCAUACGAUACGCCCGAUAUCCUACCCUAUACCUCUUCCUCAUCUUCCUCGCUGCGAUCGGGAGACGAUUUCGACACGGGAUCCCCUCAGAGCUACUCCUCGAUCACCACUCCUGAUGAGUCGCCAGGUGACCCUUUCCCCGUGAAUAACAAUGCUGGAUCCUAUUUCCCCAAGCGCUCCGCGACCGUGACCAGCCAGUCUCGUUCGUCCAACGACGCCCCUUUGAUUCCUCAGCAGGCCUUAUCUCACACGAAGCGGUCGCACCAAGAGUUAGCGCGCCAGCGCUCGCAGCACGGGAUAUCGCCCCCGCCAUUAGUAGCCCCGCGCAGUAACCCGACCAUCCGUGCCUCACAGGAUGUCCCUUUUACGGACAACCAUCCAUUCAGUAAAGAGCUAGCGCAAAUAGACAAGGUGGCCGAAGAAUUUAGCGCUACUCAUGUCACGGAUGAGGAAGAGAUUCUCCUACAGCGUAAGGGGCUGAAGAAGUUUAGCGUGGAGGACUACCUCAGUGAGAUCGAAAGUGUCUAUCGGAGCGUGUUCGAUGAUCCCGUGCGGCCGGUCAGCGUGAGUGCGUGGCUGUGA
Molecule: messenger RNA, 684 nt
Organism: Penicillium diatomitis
Lineage: Eukaryota; Fungi; Ascomycota; Eurotiomycetes; Eurotiales; Aspergillaceae
Exons: 1
Coding region: 1-684 (227 amino acids)
Source: RefSeq, a predicted model, not a curated record